AUGUCGUCUGAAAACACCACAGCCGACCAGCAAUCCAACAGUACAGUGGACUGUGUCGUGUGUAAAGACCCUGCCUCGUGGUUUAAUCAGCAGCAAUCACAGAUCUACCUGCCGUCUCUCAUUUUCCUGCCUAUAUUUGCGUGCGUUGGGACUAUUGGGAACGUCGCCGUGGCGAUAGUUUAUGUUCAGAAGAAGAAAACCUCAGCAAGCGUCUAUAUCCUGGCGCUAGCUGCCGUAGACUUGGUCACCUGUGCCAUACUCAUCCCUCUGGACAUCACCGCGUCGGUUUUGCAGUACGCCUAUCCAAGCGACUUUCUCUGCCGCUUGAUUCCGUUUCUAACCCACACCCUGUCCGUAUAUUCUGUGGUGCUGCUGCUUAGCAUUGCCGUCGAGCGCUACUUAGCCGUGCAUAGGCCUGUCGCAUUCGCUACCACCAUCCCUAGAUCUAAAGUAGUGGUGUCCGUAGGAGCUGUGGCUUCUGCCGUGAUAUGUUGUCCCCUUCUAACGGUGUAUCAGCUAACACAUAAAGCUAAUGUAGGAUGGAAUGUUUAUGUUUGUUCUUUUAAGGAUGGCAGUGAGGGUCUUAUUUCUACGUACUCUUAUAUGCUGAUAGGCGUCACCUUGGCGGCCUCUUUGGUAAUUACUGCCUUGUACGUGCGGACCUUUCGUAGCAUAGUCGGCAGAGCCCACAGAAAACCUGUCAUCAAAAUCACCGCGACUUCUUCACAAACUAUUUGGGGCAAAAAAAGUCGUCUUGGCGACAUUCUUCGAAUCUCUAGCCGACGAAAGACGGGAGACACGCUCUGUGAGAAAGCUCAAUCCAUUGCCGCUGUCUCUAUGUCUGAGCUCGCCGUGCCAGAGGAAGGACACUAUAGAUGCAGAUCAGAUUCUCCAUCAACGUCUGGUUACGAAACCUCGACCGUUGACAGUCCAAAUCAAGACGAUCGCGGAUUGGCCAGCGGUUCGGGGGAUCAACCAAUCCAAGGCUUGUCACCGCCAACGAAGGCACCUGACACCAAGGACAGCACCGCAGGCAAAUAUGAAAGAAAGUCUGAUACCAACUUUUAUACCAGUAAAAUUGAGCUUGCAUCUAGAGAAAGUAGCACAGUAACUUUGAACGGAGAAGAAGGGACUAAUAGCAGAGGAGCAAGGAGUACAGCAGAAUCUAGAAUACAGGCAAAAUGGAAGAGGCAAGGGAACCGCAUGGCGAAGAUAUUUAUGUUGCUCUGA
This is a messenger RNA of Branchiostoma belcheri (Belcher's lancelet), 1230 nucleotides long. Its product is annotated as neuropeptide CCHamide-1 receptor-like. Gene Ontology annotation, molecular function: urotensin II receptor activity. The transcript is spliced from 2 exons. The record is from RefSeq and is a predicted model, not a curated record. Gene Ontology annotation, biological process: neuropeptide signaling pathway. Gene Ontology annotation, cellular component: membrane. Bases 1 to 1230 code for a protein of 409 amino acids. Lineage: Eukaryota; Metazoa; Chordata; Leptocardii; Amphioxiformes; Branchiostomatidae.